This is a messenger RNA of Prunus armeniaca (apricot), 252 nucleotides long. The record is from the annotation of a GenBank genome assembly. NCBI's taxonomy places the organism in Eukaryota, Viridiplantae, Streptophyta, Magnoliopsida, Rosales, Rosaceae.
AUGUCAAAAUCGGAGCCAUACUGUUGUAGUUUUUUGUUUUUCGUCUUGGCUACCUUCCUGGGGUUUGCAUAUGCAAUUUGCAGCCUCAGUCAUCAUCAUAUCCUCAUCUGUGUUGCUGCUGCUGCUGCUGCUGCUGCUGCUGCUGCUGCUGCUGCUGAUGAUGAUGCACAUCAGAUCAGCACAUGUAACAUAAGAUUGUCCGCAGGAUGGCAGGAGUUACCUAAGAUUAGCCAAGCUUGGUGCUUUUCCUAG